AAUUUUUUUGACCGUCUUUGCCGCCUGCCAUUUCGCUUCUAUUUUUGGAUUGGCAUCGCUGGAACGAAACGACGAAAUAGAGUCGAAAAAGGACAGCAAGGAUCUGCGCUUUGUUUUUCUCGUUGACUAGAGUAAAAAUAACAUUUUUCCCCUCUCAGGCAAACUGCAAGGCCAUGUCGCUUAGGACGAGAGAGAAAAAGCUUUCACUUUGUCCUUUUUCAUUUGUCAAUUUUCUGUUACUAUUUUUUACACUAUUAUAGCAGUAUAUUUGUUGACUUGGCCACUGCCAUUAAUUGCGUCCUUUUUGCUUACUGUAUCCACUACACUGCCCACCAUUUUCGUAAACAAGACAGCAUCGGCAUAGCAUAAAAGCGGGGUCAAAUGCGAGGGUUCACAUUGCACAGGCUUUCCGUCACAGUGGCGCUGGCGCUUUUCUGCCUUGCCAGCAUCUCGUCGGCUCAAAAUGACAAAGAUACAUCGUCGACACCAACGCCGACAAGAUCGCUGACCAGAACCAGCAACACUGAAUCGCCCGAAGCAUCGGCUACACGCAAGGAUGACUCUGAUGUAGCCAGCGACAAAAACGAAGAGAGUGACCUGGAUAACGAAGUAUCUGAUGACCCCGAGCCCACAAAUCACAAUGACGAUGACAACAACCCGACCCAAAGUUUUGACGAGAGCUACGACGUGACGGGUAUAGUUGGUGCGUUUUCGUGGAAAACACCCGAUGUCGUUUCCGUUCCGACGCCCAUGUUUGUAAUUGGCGAAAAGAUUACGCUUGGCUGGACCUACACCAACGAUACUCUACGCCCACCAGCAAAGGUUUCCAUCUGCGGCAAGUUCCCCAGCGACAGCGGGAAAUCCACUAGCCGGGCGGCAAUCUGCGACUGGACCAUUGCAGUCAACGUCUCUGGCGAGGGAAAGAAGUUUAUUUGGGACACGGUCACCGAUGGCGCAAAGGGAAUUGCAUUUUCUGAGGACACUGGGUACAAACUUUACAUUUAUGACAGCGACCACGAUGUGUCCGACAACACACCUGGUGCCGGCCGAGUCAUGCCGCUCAUGUUUUGGUUCAACAUGUACAAUUCGCGGUACAAUAUGACCAACCAGGGUGUCCCUAUGGGCUACGAUCCAAGUGCGGCGCCGAACAUUGCUGUUCAUCUGUGGACCGUACUCGGAGCGGUUGCCUUGGGAGUUCUGGGCAUGCUGGUGUAAAAAAAAGACCGAAAAUAAAAUAAAUGCAAUACAAUGUCAGCGAGAGGGCCUUCUUCAUUCAAUAUAAUACAUCUCUCACUUUAUUCACUCUUCAUAUUCACGUUGCUCAUAUUUUUUAUAAAUAACACUGGAUCAUGUCUCUGUUUUUGAUGCACAAUCUGGCGAAUGAGUCUUGAAAUCAAAAAGAGUACAGCCAGACAACACGCAGUUGUAUGCAUGUCAUAUUCUGG
This is a messenger RNA of Kickxella alabastrina, 1445 nucleotides long. RefSeq lists its product as uncharacterized. Lineage: Eukaryota; Fungi; Kickxellomycota; Kickxellomycetes; Kickxellales; Kickxellaceae. The record is from RefSeq and is a predicted model, not a curated record. The coding region runs from base 382 to 1215 and encodes 277 amino acids. The transcript has 2 exons.